Peronospora matthiolae is the source of this 798-nucleotide messenger RNA. The record is from the annotation of a GenBank genome assembly. NCBI's taxonomy places the organism in Eukaryota, Oomycota, Peronosporomycetes, Peronosporales, Peronosporaceae.
AUGGAGACACCGAGUGUCCGUGUGCUGGUCGUUGGCGAUUCGGGCGUGGGCAAGACAACGCUCUUGCGAGCCCUCUGCCGCUCGCAGUCGCCCGGUCAUUCCAGCGCUCUUGAGAAGCCCCCGACUGGGUGGACCACUGGAUGUGACGUCCACGUGCUGCUCCAGGCAUUGGGACCCGACGGUCGCGAGGUUUUUGUGGAGUUCCUCGACGUGGGCGGGCACCGACAAUACGAACGCAGUCGCCGCGCGUUCUACGUGGACGUCCACGGCGUCAUGUUUGUCCACGACCUGAGCAACGUCAAGAGCGGCGACCGCCUUUGCCACUGGAGCAGGGAGUUGCGCACGGUCCAACGACUGAAAGGCUGCGUCGUGCCGUUGCCGAGCGGUCACGGCAAGCAGCAGGACGCGUCGACGUUGCACGAGUUGCCGAAACUCGUGGUGGGUAGUAAGCGAGACUUGGUGACGGCAACGAGCGGGGCGAGAACGAAGGGGCCAAUGGCGGUUGCCGACUUUCGCACCGCUUUGUGCAUGGAAUCGAGUGCGAAGGAGCGUUUGAGUGUGGAGCCAAGUGCGGUCUUUGCUACGUUUCUACGACGCGCACUGGCAUUUGCCAAUCGAAAACACGGUGACUCGAGUCUCCGGAGCUGCGACAACAGCAGCAGUUUCGGGCUUCGGCAACUAGUUAGCCGCAGUCCCACCGACGAGGAGGACAAGAGAUUGAAGAGUGGGAACGCGUCCAGUAGUGCGGCACAAGUGCCGCCGCUAUUGUCCAGUGAGUCCCACUCGAAUUGGUGGUAG